ACGCCCUGGAAGAAGAGAGCUUCGCGCUGUCCUUCUCCUCCGCCUCUGAUGCAGAAUUUGAUGCUGUGGUUGGGUGUCUAGAGGACAUUAUUAUGGAUGAUGAGUUCCAGCUAUUGCAGAGGAACUUCAUGGACAAGUACUACCAGGAGUUUGAAGACACAGAGGAGAAUAAACUCACAUAUACCCCCAUUUUUAAUGAAUAUAUUUCCCUGGUAGAGAAGUACAUUGAAGAGCAGCUGCUGGAGCGUAUCCCAGGCUUCAACAUGGCUGCUUUCACAACAACACUGCAGCACCAUAAGGAUGAGGUGGCUGGUGACAUCUUUGACAUGCUGCUCACAUUCACAGAUUUUCUGGCUUUCAAGGAGAUGUUCCUGUACUACAGAGCAGAAAAGGAAGGCCGAGGACUGGACUUAAGCAGCGGCUUGGUGGUGACUUCUCUGUGCAAGUCGUCUUCUACACCAGCUUCCCAGAACAAUCUGCGGCACUAGGUCCCACCUUCAGACAUGGUGUGAUCACUGUGAGGUCACCAGCCCAGCUGACUCAGAGAAGUAUGGGCUAAUGAUGACAGAUGCAUCAUGUCAAGUAUAGAUGAGUCCUGAAAACAUGACUGACCCUCCUGGCCCUUGUCCAGAAACACCUUCGUGUCCAUCCCUCCUCUCCCAAUGCAGGCACCUCUCCCAGGUGCUUCUGAGUGACUCCUGGAGCAGGCCCAUGUUGGCCACCUCCCCUGGGGGCCCUUCCCAGCAAUGUGGUAGUACAGUGUGUCAGCAGUGUGGACAGCACACCACCGUGAGCCCGUCACCUGGCAGGCUUUACAUGAGCUCUUGUGCGCUCACAGCUGUUUCUGCACAGGUCAGCUUCAGUCCUCAGCCUCAAUGGGGUUUUGUUUGGGAGGGUAUAUCUAGGGAGUUACUGGGUCCAGCUGCCUGUCCUGAUUUCUGAACCUCCUGAGAAAGAUGUCCUCUACCCACAAUCAAAAAGGAACUCCCGAUCUUACAUUAUUUGUCCUUUCAACAGCGAAUUCUGCUGGUCUUAGUUCCACUGUUCCUCUAAGACUCUAAGCAUUAUUUUCAAGAAACCUAUUUUUAUAGAUGAAAACUCAGGCUAAUCUAGUGAGUAUGAUCUUGGAACGCCCUUGAUCAACCACUUAAAAGAUCAAAGUAUUAUAUGCUGUGUGCUUUUUUAGUUGUGAGAACUGCGAGUGUAAAUCUGCUUUCCAAUUUAGUGCCCCUCUUCUUGGGUACCAGUGCAAACAGACUGUAUGCUAGAAACAGGCUGCAGCUCUGUCACAACAGCAUACUAAGUGUGUUUGUGCAUGCUUGUCUGCACUCCUGGCAUGACAGUGUGGUGUGCUAAGUGUGUUUGUGCAUGCUUGUCUGCAGUCCUGGCAUGACAGUCUGCUUGUGCAUGCUUGUCUACAGUCCAUUGUGUAGGCCAUUGAGCUGGGUUUUCUGUUGGAGUGUAGGGACUCUGCAAUUUGUUCCUGUCACAAUCUCUCCUUCCAAGUUGAUGCUUCCCUAAUCCAGCUCAGCCUGGGGAGAGGGGCAAUACACAGUUUUUUGGUCAUCUUUGGUGGACUGUCACCAACCAGAAAGCAUGUGUGUCACAUCUCUAGAAAGAAGAAAACAGUUCAAUUCUUAAUGUAUACUUUUAACUUUAACUUUUAUAGUAAAACUAAGAAUCCACACCAACUUUCCAUGUGACUAUUCUGAGUUUACAGGAUGUAAGCUAAGAGCUGUUUUUCUGUAGCAAUGUGUCUCUUUGUGCUUUUGUAAAAUGAGUAAAAUUUGAGGUGUUUGGCAAGAA
Cricetulus griseus (Chinese hamster) is the source of this 1806-nucleotide messenger RNA. The record is from RefSeq and is a predicted model, not a curated record. Lineage: Eukaryota; Metazoa; Chordata; Mammalia; Rodentia; Cricetidae.